Molecule: messenger RNA, 1116 nt
Organism: Calliphora vicina (urban bluebottle blowfly)
Lineage: Eukaryota; Metazoa; Arthropoda; Insecta; Diptera; Calliphoridae
Exons: 3
Coding region: 47-712 (221 amino acids)
Source: RefSeq, a predicted model, not a curated record
AUCUUUUCCAACAACAAAAAAUAUAUAUAAAUUAAACUAAUUAAAAAUGAAAGCCUUUGUAGUGGCCAGUAUUUGUUUGUUCAGUGUGUUGAGUGUGGGUUUGGCCCAAUUCUCCAAUGGUCGUGUACUCGAUCCUCCCAAUCCACAAUUGUGUGCUCAAAGAGUUAUUCACGAAAAGACACCCGAUGGCAAAGGUUACUUCUUCUCAUGGCGCGACCCUGCCUUGAAGGGUGUCGAAGAGGACUGGUUGAGUGCCAGAAACUAUUGUCGCAGACGUUGCAUGGACUCAGUAUCUUUGGAAACUAGCUUGGAAAACGAAUGGAUUAAGCAACGUGUUGUCGGUGAAAAAGUAAAAUACAUCUGGACUUCUGGUCGCCAAUGUGACUUCAAGGGUUGCGAACGCUCCGAUUUACAGCCCACCAAUGUCAACGGCUGGUUCUGGACUGCUACUUUGCAAAAACUUGCCCCCACCAGCGAACGCAGCCAAGGUGAUUGGUCUCCCACCGGUGGUAUUGGUCUACCUCAACCCGAUAACCGUGAAUUCAAACAAAACGGUGCUCCCGAAAACUGUUUGGCUCUCUUGAAUCAAUUCUACAACGAUGGCGUCAACUGGCAUGAUGUUGCCUGCCACCACAAGAAAUCCUUCGUUUGCGAAGAAAACGAUGCUCUCUUGAAAUAUGUUCGUUACACCAAUCCCCAAUUACGUAUUUAAAUUGGCUACCUCUAACCAAGUCACAAAAUCCUUAUUAAAAGAAUUAUAAAAAAAUUCAAAUUUGUGUUCGAAAUACACACACGCGCAACUUUUAGAAACCAAAUAUAUUUAAAUUUUGUUCUUCCUUCUUUUUCGCUUUUUUCCAAAAAAAAAAUUCAACAAAAAAUAUUGAUUUUUUAUAUUCUUUAAUACUUUGACUAUUUUUCUAAAACAAAAAGAUCAUAUUUUCCAAGUAUGUGUCUUUUGUUGUUAAAAUGAUUUACUGUAUCGUUUUUUUUAAAUCUAUCACUGUCUAUUCUAUUCACACUUAAUUAGUUUAAUUUUUUUUUAAUUUUUGUAUUAAUUUAUGUUAAAAAAUAAAAUAAAAAACCAAACAAAUGAAAAAAAAAUACUAAAAACAAAAA